UUUCUUGACAUGAUACAUGCGCCUUAAAUAAAAGAAGCGGCUUUCAAAUUGAACCGACUCGACCCUUCAAGUCCAACCCUCCAUGGCGGCAGAGUGCCCGACAUACUGUGCCUUGUCGCCUAUAUAACUGUCCCUUUCUUUUUUGGGUGUUGAAUAGAAGAGAAAGAAACUUGGUUAAGUUUUGUCAGAGAUUUUUUGCGAACGUAGUUAACUUUAGAUAAUUGAUAAGUAUUUCAUGUGCGAGAUAAAGAAGGUGGCGAACAAGAAAGGGAAAGUUGAGACUAGUGGGGGAAGUGUCGUCGACCAAGACAAUCAAUGGUUGUUGGUGUAUCAGCCGCAUAUGAUGAGAGAAGAAGGCUCGUCGUCCAUGCUAUCUGAGGAUCGUAGGGAAAGGGAGAUGUCAGCUAUGGUUUCAGCUUUGACUCAUGUAGUAGCUGGCGAUGUGCCUGAUGAUCAGGAGCUUGCUGGUGAUGGAAACUCGGAUGGUUUUGAUUCGAGUAUUGGUAAUUACAUUAAUACUACUUCUUCGUGGGGAUUCGGUGGGCAAAAGAGAGGAAGGGAAGGAGAGGGAGGUGGCGGUGGAGGUGGAGGUGGAGGAGCGAUGGCGGUUGAGUCUGUUUCUAAACUUUGUUCGCAGUUUGGUAACUUUCCACAUGGGGGGAGAGGGUCAUCUUCUGUUGGUGUACGAGUGACAGAGGCAAACACCCCAGCACAAUUGGUUCCGACAUAUGAAUACAGAAGCAAUGACAACUGCAGAGAAGAGCCAAGGAGAAGAUACAGGGGAGUGAGACAGAGGCCUUGGGGCAAGUGGGCGGCAGAGAUUAGAGACCCCAUCAAAGCAGCCAGAGUAUGGUUAGGCACGUUCGACACAGCGGAGGCUGCAGCCAGAGCUUACGAUGAGGCGGCCCUUCGCUUCAGAGGCAACAAAGCCAAGCUCAACUUCCCUGAAAACGUCAAACUCAAGUCACCUCCCUCCAGUCCAGCAACAACCCAGUUCAUCACUUCUGAUUCUGCUACUACCCUUAUGUCCAUUCCAACGUCUACUGAGCCGAUCGUUCACUCACAAUCUAAUUACUUGGUCCAAAGCCCUCAAGUUUCAGGCGGAUAUCUUGACUAUUCUCAGUUUUUUUUGGGUCCCAGCAAUGAUUUUCCAAAACAACAGCAGGAGCAGCCCUUGAAACUGUACGAGCAAAGAGUUUUGUCAACUUCAGUAGGUUCCCUUGCACAAUCUUGUUCAUCAACUUCUUCAUCAUCAUCGACGUCAUAUCCUCUUGCCUUCCUGAGUCAACCGUCGGGCCAUCACCUCAACUUGGCUAGCAGUCAAGGUGGCGGUGUUGGAGAUUUUUCGGUGCAUGCUUGGUCAGAUUCCAGUCAUUAUACUUCAACCUCUGGAUAGUGUCCUACUGUACUAAUGGUUUUUCCCUUUUUGAUCGUUGUAUGCUCUUGUUAAUUACAUCGAUUGCGAUUAUUGUUUUCAGUUUUAUUCUAUUUGGAGGGGGUUACGUUUUCUAAUAUUUUAGUUUGUACUACUAAUUAUUUUAGGAGUUAUUGACUUGGUUUUCUUAUA
This is a messenger RNA of Theobroma cacao (cacao), 1567 nucleotides long. It is a transcript of the gene ABR1, whose product is annotated as Integrase-type DNA-binding superfamily protein. Gene Ontology annotation, molecular function: DNA binding; DNA-binding transcription factor activity. Gene Ontology annotation, biological process: regulation of DNA-templated transcription; ethylene-activated signaling pathway. NCBI's taxonomy places the organism in Eukaryota, Viridiplantae, Streptophyta, Magnoliopsida, Malvales, Malvaceae. The record is from RefSeq and is a predicted model, not a curated record.